AGCGACCGUCAGUCAGCCUCGAUGACGGAAUGUGUGAAAAUUAUAAGAUGGUGAUCAACUGUAUUUUGUAUUUUGGCUAUUGCAAUUAAAAGUAGUGCUUUAAUUUUAUAAAAAAAUGUGAAAAAUGUGUUAAAGAGUGAUCUCACACCAUCCGAAAUUUAAAAUAAGUAUAGUGAACUCAAGAGUGAAUAGCUUGUAGGUGCAAUCGUUGACAUUGUUUCGUUAAAAAUCUUUGAGUCCAUCGAGAUUGAUAUGUUUAUACUGGUCCUGUGCGCUUCUUUGACACCUAGCAUAUGGCUUAAGAGAUCCUGAUGUUGCUGAAGUUAUGGAGAAACUGGAUAUAACGAAUGCCAACAUGGAGGCUACAGACUUUGUAGACACAAAACAGUCGAAACAGCGGGCUUCAAUAAAAUGGUUGUUAUCGAAGGCCUUCAAUAACAGAGUUCCGGAAAAUCUACAGGAGCCGUUCUACAGAGAUCACGAGGACUUGGAACACUUGAAACCACCUAUAUGCGGCGGUUUGGCCAACGCGGAGCUGUACUGCCUGGCGCUGGCCAACAUGUACUCGGAUCCGAACUACCAUAGCCUCAACCAUUGGAACAUCCUGCAGACCCUAGUCAGGAAGGGAAUCGACGUUCCCGACCCACCCGACUGCGCGCUCACCGAAACAGUUUUAAUUCAAACGAAUCCGCUAAAAAUGGGCGCGCACAUGGUCGUAAUCGAAGCUCUGAUGAAGCUGUACGCUCGAGAGGUUGUGACCGCGGACCGCGUGUGGGCGGCGGCGCAGCGUUUCGGGGCUACGCUGCCGCCCAUCAACUCGGCCUCCACCCACGAGGCGGGUAUCCUGUGUUGGGUCAACGCGGCCUGCGCUGCGUUCAACAAGGCUGAGGAAUCAACACCGCCCGUGCCGACGGUGUCCAGUCUCCAAGAUCUGUGCGAAGGCACAUCCCUGGCGGCGUUAGUGUCGUUCUACUGUCCUGAAGCGUUGCCUCGCUCUGCGCUGCGGGUGGGCCGCGUCGCUUCGAUACAGGAUUGUCUGCACAACCUGAUGCUGGUGCACGACUUCUGCGCCAACUACCUGCCUCAUAACAUAUUCCAUAUGAUGCCCGAAGACGUCACUUACAUGAGAGGGUCAAUGAAACAAAAUUUAGUAGCGAUGCUCGCCGACCUGUUCAACGUGCUAGAAGUUCAUCCGGUCAAAUCAGUAAAGUGCCCGGGAAGCGAGCGCGAGGCGUGCAACGAGCACGGCGUGCGGCCGCGCCGCGCCCUGCCCGCCCCCGCGCCCUCGCCCAUCCCCGACCUGCGCCCCGACCGCCCGCCGCACGACCUGCACCACGCCGUGCCCUUCGCAGUGCCCCGUUCGCCGUCGGCGAGCAGCGGGCGGCCCGCGCCCCGCCGCUCGGCCAGCUCGACGCCCGAGCGGCGCAGCUGCAGUCCGCAACGCGAUCAGUUCGUCGUGCACCGCGGCAAGGCGGUCACCACGCUCGCCUCCCUAGCCAGGAGGGACGACGAUAAUGGAUACGAGGCGGGCCCGAUAGUGCCGGCGGGGCGGCCCACCCGCGGCGAGGGCCGGGACAGCUUCGCGGGGCGGCGGUCGCGGCGCGGCUCCGUGUCCGACGACAGCCAGCUCACGGUCGAGAACUUCGGCGGGUCGCAGGACACGCUGCACUUCGCCGGGCGGAACCCCGAGAAGGAGCUGGCCAUCGUCACCAACGUCAGGAAGAUAUCUGCGCCCGCAGGACCCUUAGACAGCUACAACCCACCCCUGCGAUCAUCGCGACAAGACAUCCGAGGCUCAUUCCAACUGUUCGACGACUACAACGGCGCUCCCGACGAACGAUUCAAGGUGGAGCGGCCCCCGCCGCAGCUCAGCGACCCCCCCGCGCCGCUCCGCCGCCAGCGCAGCACGGACGCCGUCAACUCGCCCGCAGCCAACUACUUCACGUACAAGGGCGGCGGGGACGGCGGCGGCGGCGGCGGCGGCGGUGGCGGCGGCUUCUACCUCGGCGAUAACAGGGACGCCACCGACGGCGAAGCGAUCAAGACUAGCUUCGCCGAUCUCAACAAGAUCAGGACUAACGGUGACCAGACAGGCGCCGCGUCACAGUUCGGUCCGGUGGAGACGGAGCAGACGGACCGGCGGAAGACCACGACGUUCUCAACGCCGCCGCUGAACACGACGACGUGGCAGCAACAGUUCUUGCAGCAGGAGAACCAACUCAACGGCGAGGAGGGCGCGGGCGAGGGCGGCGCGGGAGGGGGCGGCGCCAUGGCCGCGCAGCUCAACAACAUCCGCCUCAAGCUGGAGGAGAAGCGGCGGCGCAUCGAGCUGGACAAGCGGCGCGCGGAGCAGGCGCUCUCCCGCCAGCGCCAGCAGCUCGGCCACCAGGCCUUCCUGCAGGCCGUCACCAGGGAUGCAUAUUUGAAAUACCAGUUGGCCUCUUUGGGCAAGGGCGCCCGCACUCCGCCGGAGGACGAGCCCAAGCAGGAACCCGCACUAACGCAGGACAUGGUUGUUGAACCGCCGAGUCAAUCUGUCGAUAACGUGGUCUUAGAGCAAUACCAGCAGUCGAUAGCCAAAAUGAACUCGAGCCUGCAAGAUAUACAAAGCGACAUAGCGAGGUUAGCGAACCAACAGAAUCAAUUGCAGCAUCAGCAACAUCAGCAACACCAGCAUCAACAGGCGAAGCAGUUGUUCCAGCAACAACCGCAACCACAGCUUGUACCGCAGUCGCAGCCGCCGCCGUCGCCGGCGCCCUACCAGCAACACUACCAACCGAACAUUCCACAGCUGCACAGCCAGUUCAGCUCACAGCACAACGUCGCUCGCUCCCCCCUCUCCGGCUUCGGGUCCACGCCGCACUUGCCGCGCGACCUGCGGGACCAGCGGGAAAUGUGGGACCAGCGAGAUCAACGGGAUCUGCGGGACGUGCGAGAUCAGUACUAUCCGGCGCAGUACCGCGACAUGGACGAGUACAGUCGGCAACAGUUCUACCUGCACGACAGUCCGCCCCCGCCGCAGCGACGCACGUGGGCGCAGCACGCGCAGCACCAGCACGAGCAGGAGCACCGCGGCUGGCAGUUACACCAACAAAGUCAGCCGCAGUACCAGAGAGAGCCGGAGCCCCGCACCUGGCGCUCUCCUUCCCCCUCCGCCUCUCCGCAGCCCCCCGUGGAACGGAGCUGGACUCCGCAAGGGUUUACGCAACCCUUUCAUGUCCACUAUUCCCAACAGAACGGCAACGACACACAAAAUCACCUCAGCUACGUGGUCAGCGAACAGCAACACCAACAUCACACCCAUCAGCAACACUCCCACCAGCAACAGCAGCCGCUUAAACCGCAACAACUACAUCAGCGGCAAGCCUCCCCAGCGCCGCCGCCGCCCGACGACAUGCAGCCGCAGAACAUUUCGUUCAUUGGGAACGCGGAAGACGACGCACUGCGGCACGGCAUCGCGCGCCUCAACAUCUCGUCGGGCACCCGCACCUACCGCAUCCCCUCCCCCACGCGACCCACGCUCGCCAGGAACUCGUUCCAGCAAGAGGAGCUCCCCGAGAACGAGAAAGGCUUUUACAUAUCGUUCGAUAACGAACAGCCGAAGCGCGCGAAGCCCCCGCUCCGGCCGAAGCGAAUGUCCCCGAAGAAGGAGAGGUCGAGCGAAGCGCCGAGCCCCGAGCGCGGUCCCGGCGCGGCGUGGGGCGACCGCGUGCCCGCGCACGAGGAGCCCUGCGUCCCGCGCCGCGCCCCCUCCCCCUCCCCCGAGCGAGCGCGGCCCAGCUCGCCGCAGCCCGCUGCCGCCCUGCUCAUCGGGGAGAUGAACCCGGAUCCCAACUCUGCGGAGGAAAUGGAACGCAAGAAGGAACGCAUAAUGUUGUUGUCGCUACAACGGCGGCAGCGCGCGGACGAGGCGCGCGCGCGUGCGGAGGCGGCGGCGGCGGCGCGGCGGUCGCGCGAGGACGCCGCGCAGGAACUCAAGCAGGCGCGGAAGGAGGAGCAGGCGCGGCGCCGGGAGGCCAUCCUGCAACAGUACAAGCUCAAGAAGGCCAUCGAGGAAGCCGAACGAGAGGGUAAAGUGAUAGAUAAGUCAGAAUUAUUGGAGAGUAUGAAACACGGCAGCAGUCCAGCGAGCAGUAACCCUCGGCUGCGGUCCCGGGGCGCCACCACGCGCGCCCGGCCCAAGACCAUCCACGUAGACACGGGCGCACUGCACGCCGCCGAGGGGAUGCUCGCCAAGCAACCGUCCGCCACCAACCUCGCAGCGGGCGGCGGCUCCGUGCGGCGCGACUACUACCGCGGCUCGCAGGACUCGCUCGCCGAGCGCGCCGGCCUCUACCGCGAUUCUCCAGUAGACGACCGCGGAGGCAUGUCCCCGAGCAGCGCCUCGAGCGGCCCCCUCGGCCGGAGGGGCUCCUGCAAGACUUCCAGAGAGCGUGUGAAUGAGGAACCGCAGUCGUCACGUGGAAGGUCUAAAUAUACGAGUUACCAGAGUAACUUUAAGGCGGGGCGCAAGUCAAGCUCUCUAAUGAACUUGUGCGACUCGGGUCUCGGACGGGCCACGCCGCCGCGCCGAGCCGCCUCCCCCGCGCACCGCACCGCCGCCUCCGGGCCCGGCUCGCUGCCCGGCGCGCUGCCCGGCGCCAUCGGCAAGCGCAGGCAGCACGACGACAACUCCGACGUCUCCUCCACGCACUCCUCCAUCAUGGACUACUCCGCGAGAUCCAGUCGCGUCCGACGUUCAGUUAAAGGUCCGCGGCUGUAUAAGCAGCCGACGACCAAGUCGAACCGCGGCAUAAUGUUGAACGCGGUGGAGUACUGCGUGUUCCCGGGCGCCGUGAACGCGGAGGCCAAGCGGCGCGUGCUGGACGAGGUGGCGCGCUCCGAGUCCAAGCACUUCCUCGUGCUGUUCCGGGACGCGGGCUGCCAGUUCCGCGCGCUCUACUCCUACUGCCCCGAAACGGACCUCAUCGCCAAGCUCUACGGCACCGGCCCGAAAGUCGUCAACGACAGGAUGUUCGACAAGUUCUUCAAGUACAACUCCGGCAGCAAGUGCUUCUCGCAGGUCCACACGAAGCAUCUGACGGUCACCAUCGACGCGUUCACGAUACACAACUCGCUGUGGCAGGGCAAGAAGGUGCAGCUACCCAGCAAGAAGGACAUGGCCUUAGUCAUAUAAGCGGGACGAGUCGCUUUGUGAGAGCAAACGCUAUAUCUAGUCGCCGGCGGCGGACCGGCAGUAGGGCCAGCAGUAGUCCGCGCCAUGCCGAUGGUAACAAAUUAAUCAAGUACAGUAGAUUGGGGGGAAUAGGGGACUAGAGGUAGAAUAGGGACAAAUCUGGGAUGUCACAAUACUUUCGUCGGGCUGUUAGAGAUUUAACUUUGUUGAACAGAAAAUUACUUUUAUUUAGUGCUUAAGAAUAUUAAAUAGUUUAAUUUAGUCAUCAAAGUUUUGUAACUCAUUAAAGAUGUCAAAAGUUUAUUACCUAACUAACAAUUAAACAGUGCCAGCCCUAUCGAAAAACUCUAUUGUCCCAUUAAGUAACCCGAUUCACUCCAACGCCUGGGUGAAUAGGGACAAGUGAGUUUUUGUAUUUUUUUAUGAUUAUUCUUUAAUAAACUAUAUCUUAAUGCAUUAUAAAUGAAAAUUUAAAUUACCGGAACCAUUAUGAUUUCAGUUUUAUUACUAAAAAAAAAACGAUAAAAUCAAUGUCGAGCUCAAAAAGUGUCCCGAUUCCCCCCAUUUUACGGUAAAUUCGCGUAUCUUUAAAAAGAAAGGGUCUUGUGAUUUCGACUUUAAAUGUGAGCGGGAUGUGUUCGAUCGAGAACCACCAUUACAACGAGAGGCUGACGAUACGAGUGCACAAUCGAAGCGGUAACUCGAAUUCGAAUCGCGAUUAAAAAAAAAUACUUUUAGCUUCAAUAAUUUGAUCAUGUUCAACGUGCUGUGUCACAUUGUGUUAUUGCAUUUGUGAUGGAUGUUGUUAGUAGAGUCCGCCGCCGCCCGGACCAGCAGUGCUGUCUGUACGAACGCUACGUUUGCCAUAUGUGUUAGUGAGAUGGUCGAUACGUUCCAAAAUAUGUUUUUUUUUUUAAAUUUUUUUUUAAUUCCCACAAAUAUUAUGUUAUCUGCCAAAAUGUCGGGUGCAUUCGAGAUAAUUGAAUUAAUUAACAAACAAACAAAAAAAAAACUUAUUCGUUCACAGUGAAACGUUCACAAACUAAUCAUUAUCGCUUAUUUUGUUGUAAUAUUUAACUCGUUAGUGAUUAUUUGAAUUUGACUGGAUGUAAGAUUAAGGUGAUUAUUGAUUUUGUUUAACUGACCUUCGUUUAACGUUAAUUAUUUGUAUUUCCCAUUUUUUACCGCUUGUAUAGCUAAAAAUAAGACGAGGCACAUUUUACCUGGUAAUUGUACUGCCUUAUUCUGUAAAUAAUUGUUUUUGUAUACAGCUAUUUAUUAAAAGAAUGUUAAACGAGAAAUGAUUUAAUGUCAUUUUUCAUUGUUCAAUAAUGAUUGGUCAUCAAUAAUAUACUACCGAUAGUAUAUCGUAUGCAAAUAUAUUGUAUUAUUAAAAAGCGUAACGAAAUAAUAUUGAA
Bombyx mandarina (wild silkworm) is the source of this 6594-nucleotide messenger RNA. RefSeq names its product calmodulin-regulated spectrin-associated protein patronin (gene Patronin). Gene Ontology annotation, cellular component: microtubule minus-end. The record is from RefSeq and is a predicted model, not a curated record. NCBI's taxonomy places the organism in Eukaryota, Metazoa, Arthropoda, Insecta, Lepidoptera, Bombycidae. Gene Ontology annotation, molecular function: microtubule minus-end binding; calmodulin binding; spectrin binding. Gene Ontology annotation, biological process: negative regulation of microtubule depolymerization; cytoplasmic microtubule organization; neuron projection development.